AUGCCCCGACCACGAUCCAGAUCAAGAGACAGAGAUAGGGAGAGAGACCGUAAAUACCGAGAUCGAUCAAGAUCUCGUGAGAGGGAUAGGGAGCGAAGACAUAAAGAUAGGUCAGCUUCGCCUUAUGACAGAGACAGGGAUCAUAAAAGGUUGAAGAGGAAGGACAAUGUGAGAGAUCCUUCGGUAUCUGAUGAUGAAGAAGGAGUAGAUCUGAGGGAUAUGGGAGUAAAGGAGAUAGGGGAAGAAGAUUAUUUUCUGAAAUCAAGUGAAUUUAAGGCUUGGCUAAAAGAAGAUAGAGGCAAGUACCUCGACGAAAUGUCAUCCGAAUCUGCUCGUAAAUACUUCAGAAAGUUCAUGAGGCGAUGGAAUGACGGGCUCCUGAAGCCUCAUCAAUAUCAUCCGCCCGCCACCACAUCCGCUUCUGAGAAUACAGGCUACAAGUGGUCUUUUGCCUCUAAGGGCGAUACAACCUCAUCUCUCAAGAGCAUUCGAGAAGACGUGGCUCGUUCUACUCACUCGUCCGUACGAAAGGGUACAGAGGCCCAAUCGAUCAAUUCGUACUCUCAUGGGCCACCUACCAUUGGACCAUCACCCUCAGCUAGCUCGUCCAGCAGGCCUUUAGGUCCAAGUAUGCCUACUUCGUCGGAUCGUCAAUAUGCUCUGGAAGUAGCGCAGAAUACAAGAAAGGCAGAGAGGAAAUCGCAUCUUAGGGAUAUGUAUAACAAGGCGGAUGAGUUGGUGCCGAAAUCAGGAGGGAGGGAAGGUAAAUUAGAAGAACGAAAAGCUACAAAUGCGGAGAAUAAACGGUAUAGAGAUAAAGAUACUGCUGCUGGAUUGGAGAUGGAUGAAGGGACGUUGAUGGGUGAUGAAGGUAGUUUCGCAGCUGCGCUUAGAGCAAGAGAACAAGCUGAAUCUCGUAGGAAAGACAGGAAAGAUUUCGCUGUUCAGGAUCGGAGAGCGGCCGAUUCGGAGAGGUUGAUGGAGAGGAAAGCGAAAGAGAGCGCUACAAUGGACAUGUUUAAAGCUCUUGCGAAAGAAAGGUUUGGAUGA
This is a messenger RNA of Kwoniella botswanensis, 1050 nucleotides long. RefSeq lists its product as uncharacterized. The transcript is spliced from 6 exons. The record is from RefSeq and is a predicted model, not a curated record. The coding region runs from base 1 to 1050 and encodes 349 amino acids. Lineage: Eukaryota; Fungi; Basidiomycota; Tremellomycetes; Tremellales; Cryptococcaceae.